Drosophila kikkawai is the source of this 2997-nucleotide messenger RNA. NCBI's taxonomy places the organism in Eukaryota, Metazoa, Arthropoda, Insecta, Diptera, Drosophilidae. The record is from RefSeq and is a predicted model, not a curated record.
GUGGGCGAGCGGAUGAGGUCCGCUGAUGUACAUAUACAGUAGAGAUAUAUCCACAGAUCGGAAUUACGAACUCUGAAUGCCAACGUUAAUUAAUUUGCAAUCUAGCGUGUGUGACUUUGUCGGUGGAAACGUCAGAAAACCAGUUCGCGUGUGUUCGCAUAUUUACACCCACUUCCCGGGGAAUUCCCCCGGCAACCUGAAGUUUCUACGAGUCGCUGAGAGAGAGAGAGAGAAGCCAUUACGAAAAGAGGAUUUCUUAAUUUCUUGAGAAACGUUUAUGUGGUUACCCACCUUGGCCGUCGCCACAGACUCUUCCCAGAGCCGAUUUGCAUAAGUAACCUGUUGAAAAACAAACACGUCGAACUUAAAAACGCAUACCCAGUUUCGUUCAGAUAAUACAUAUUAAACGCCGGAACGCAGUGCGAAAUAAACCCGUGAACAAAACACCCAGACAGUGAUUUUAUUGUUUAUUCUCCCAUCUAUACCCAGUACCUAUGACCACCUCUGGCAGUGGUCAGUGUUCUCAGUUAUCGCUAUUCGUGAAAUGCAAGUGCCACACAUCAAUCUAUAACUGGAGAGUGAGCGAGCAGGAAGACUCUGUUGAUUAACAGCAAACAACCUGAAGUUGCUGGCAUUAUUCAUAGCCUCCAUCACCUGAGAGCUGGGACCUUCAUAAUGCCAAAGAAAAUCCAACAACGCGGAGGAUCCCUCUACUGCGGAGUCACCCUGCUGGGAAUCCUCUGCCUAAUAGUAUUCCGCCUGAUCCCUGGCCUGUCCUUUGGUGUGUUUGCCAUGGCGGAGCAGGAUCACUACCACACCAUAGACGACCCCAAUGUGCCAUGUAAUUUCUACGACACCGUCAAUCUCACCGGCCACACGGCCUACCAGAACGGAAGCUACGAUUACUACGGCACGCUGAUACCCAAGCACUUGGUGGGCACGUAUGACUACAUCCAUCGAUCCCUGACGGAGCGGGUGGAGGUGCCCCUCCAUGUGCGCGGCUGUGCCUGCAAGCUGAAGGCCUGUCUCAAUAUAUGCUGCCCGUGGCGGCAGGUCUUCAACAGCGAGAAGGGCGAGUGCAUGGUCGAUCCGCAGGAUCAGCGCAUCUGGCCGGAUCCCGUUAUGCUGAACGUAACGUUUGCCAACGGCAGCAUGGAAUCGGUGGACAUCUUCAAGCAGUUCGCCAUCCAGAGCUUUCGGCCCUGCGCUAGAAUGUUCUCCCUGCAGCCGGAGAUUAACUACUUCGAUGGCUACCUCAUCUUUGAGAACGGGUCCAUGCUGCGGAUGGACGAUGACAAGUAUAUAAAGAAGAACGAGUACUGUCUGGUGCCGACCUACGUGAAUGAUACGGAUCUUUACUACACCGUGAAUCCAGCAAACUGUGACAUGCUGGACGAGCGCAAUACAGUAAAGAUAAUCAAUGCCUAUGCAAUGCUCUUCUCCAUUCCAUUCAUGAUGCUGACCAUUGCCGUGUAUCUGCUGAUCCCCGAGCUGAGGAACCAGCAUGGCAAGAGCCUGGUCUGCUACCUAGUGGGUCUCUCCGUCGGGUACUCCUCGCUGACCUUUGUGCAACUGGAAAAGAAUAUCGAUCCCAGCAGCAAUUCAUGCAAGGCCUUUGGCUAUACUUCGUACUUUUUCUUCAUGGCCGCCUACUUCUGGCUGAACAUAAUCAGCUUCGAUUUGUGGCACAACUUCCGAGGCACGCGGGGCAUCAACAGGUUCCAGGAGAAAAAGCGCUUCCUCAUCUACUCCCUUUACUCGUGGGGUCUGGCCCUGGUCUUCCUAGCCUUCACAUUUAGUGCCCAGGAAUUCACUUCCUGGCCGAGUUACCUUAAACCGGGUAUCGGGGACGGCACCUUCUGUUGGCUGGACAUGACCAACUGGUCGGCCAUGAUUUAUUUCUAUGGCCCCAUAUUGGUCAUUGUCGUGGCCAAUACGAUCAUGUUCGUGAUGACAGCCAUCAAGAUCCACAGCGUGCAGCGGGAGAUGGCUAGGAUAAUUGCCGGCGAAAACAGCACCAAGAACUUACGGACCGAGAAGGACAAAUUUGGGUUGUUCCUGCGGCUCUUCCUCAUCAUGGGCGUCACCUGGCUGUCGGAGCUGAUCUCGUUCUUUGUGGGGGCUGACAAGAACUGGUCGAAAAUCUUCUACAUCUCGGAUCUGGCCAACGCCAUGCAGGGCUUCCUCAUCUUCAUGCUGUUCGUGAUGAAGAAGAAGGUCAAGCACUUGAUUACCAACAGAUGCUCGAGUGCUCGCGAUGGCAGCAACCAGCGACAGAGCCAGUACUCCACAAAGACCACGUCGAGCAGCGUGGCCAACUUGUCGCUGCACGAGAAGCCUUCGUUGGCGGCGGAAAAGCCGCUGAUGGCCACAGAUCCUCAGAGAAGCACCACCAUCUUUCGCUGAGUAUCACGGGACCAGUUGCAGCCUUGGGUCGACGAGCAUCGAAUAAACCAUAAUGGGAAUAUGUGUCCACAGAAGGAAGGGAGAUUCAGUUGGAGAUCCCAACCUAUUCCAAGGACCAGCUCCCUCUGCGUCAGCAUCAGCCAUAUUUCGGAUAGAACUUUACGAAAAGACACUACUAUAGGAGAAAGUCCCUAUCCAUGCAUCCAACUCCCCGAGAAGCAUUCUCACAACCCUUGUCUCUCUUUCUCUCUCUCUUUGUAUAUGUCAUGUGACCGCCACGAACAACCUGAUUAGUUCUAUAAGCACCUUACCCUACGCGUCAGCGCCAUAUCUAAGUAUAUUUAUGCCUAUGAAAUUAUAACCAGCUAAGAGGGAUCAAAUCGAGUCCAAAUCUUAAAGAUAAACCACCUGCAUGUACGUACGUAACAUAGAUGUGCCUUGAAAACAUUCAGAUUUAUAUAUUUUAUACGCAUAAGCGUACCCAUUCUCCAUAUCUACUUAUAUAUAAAUACGCUAUCUAUAUUGGUAAAAUAAAAAUUACGAGAAAGUAUAAUCGUAUGUCAAGCUUAAUAAAGCCAAAGAUAAAAAUUA